AUGAAUACACAUAAUAUGUUGGGCGUUGUUUUAAAUGAUAUACUUCACACGGUUGCGCCCUCGCAAGAAGAUUGGGAGAUACGGCUUGCAAUUAUAAAUGAUUUGCGAAGCACUGUUGAAUCUGUGGAAAGCCUGAGAGGAGCAACUGUUGAACCAUUUGGGUCAUUUGUAUCUAAUAUCUUCACGCGAUGGGGUGACUUGGAUAUUUCAAUUGAGUUAUUAAAUGGCUCCCAUAUUGCAUCUGCUGGGAAAAAGCAAAAACAAACGUUGCUGGUAAAUUUCCUAAAAGCUUUGAGAAUGAAAGGUGUAUGCACGCACUUUCAGUUCAUCCCCCAUGCAAGAGUUCCCAUUUUAAAAUUCAAAAGCGUCCGACAAGGCAUAUCUUGCGAUGUUUCAAUCAAUAACCUUCCUGGGCUGAUGAAAUCCAAAUUUUUGCUUUGGAUCAACAGGAUAGAUGUCCGCUUUCAUGAUCUGGUUUUAGUGGUCAAGCAAUGGGCCAACGCACAUAAAAUCAAUAACUCUAAGACUGGGUCUUUCAACUCCUUUACUCUCAGUUUACUUGUAAUCUUUCACUUUCAGACAUGUGUUCCUGCAAUUUUUCCGCCACUGAAAGACAUAUAUCCUACCAAUAUGGUUGAUGAGCUGAGAGGUGUUAGAGUUGAUGCAGAGAAUCUUAUUGCAGAAACCUGUCAUGCUAACAUAAACAAGUUCAUAUCAAAUAAGUUGAGGCCAAUCAACAGAAGUUCUUUACCUGAACUUUUUAUUGAUUUUCUAAGAAAGUUUGCUCAAAUAGAUUCAUGGGCUGCAGAGUUUGGAAUUUGCACUUAUACGGGACAUUCGGAACGGAUAGAAAACAACAUGAGAUGGUUGCCCAAGACUUCUGCAAUAUACGUUGAGGAUCCUUUUGAGCAGCCGGAAAAUUCAGCAAGAUCAGUCAGUGCAGGACAGCUGAAAAAGAUAGGUGAAGCAUUUCUAACGACGUACAACUUACUUAUAUCAAACAAUCAGAAUCAAAGCUCUAUCCUGACCCAAUUAGUACCACCACAUGUGUUGAGAUUUAUCGCCAGACCUGUCAUUCCUUAUUAUAAUGGCAGGCCUUCCAUUCCAAAUUACAACAGCGGUUACCCUCUUCUAACUCAACCACAGGUCCAGAGGGGAGUGCUCCCACACCCACAUUCAGAACGCCAUGCUCAAAAUGGCAGGCAGGGAGCCAGCUCCAACGGUUCGACUUCAAAGCGAGGAGCCAAUUCCAACGGUUCGACUUCAAAGCGAGGAGCCAAUUCCAACGGUUCGACUUCAAAGCGAGGAGCCAAUUCCAACGGUUCGACUUCAAAGCACAGAGCCAACUCUAAUGGUUCGACUUCAAAGCAAGGAGCAAGCUCCAAUGGCUCUACUUCAAAGCAAGGAGCAAGCUCCAAUGGUUCAACUCCAAAGCCAGGAGCAAGCUCCAAUGGCUCAACUUCAACUAUACCUACGAAAGGUCGUCAAGGUACGCAGCAGCAGGCGUGGAGGCCAAAGGCCCAUACCCAAGCAUAG
Lathyrus sativus (Indian pea) is the source of this 1536-nucleotide messenger RNA. Lineage: Eukaryota; Viridiplantae; Streptophyta; Magnoliopsida; Fabales; Fabaceae. The record is from the annotation of a GenBank genome assembly.